Staurois parvus is the source of this 306-nucleotide messenger RNA. NCBI's taxonomy places the organism in Eukaryota, Metazoa, Chordata, Amphibia, Anura, Ranidae. The record is from the annotation of a GenBank genome assembly.
AAUUUUAAAGGGUGCCUCGGGACUGUCCAUAAUUUUAAAGGGUGCCUCGGGACAGUCCAUAACUAUAAAGGGUGCCUCGGGACAGUCCAUAAUUUUAAAGGGUGCCUCGGGACAGUCCAUAACUAUAAAGGGUGCCUCGGGAAUGUCCAUAAUUUUAAAGGGUGCCUCGGGACUGUCCAUAAUUUUAAAGGGUGCCUCGGGACAGUCCUGUCCAUAAUUUUAAAGGGUGCCUCGGGGCUGUCCAUAAUUUUAAAGGGUGCCUCGGGACAGUCCAUAAACUAUAAAGGGUGCCUCGGGACAGUCCAU